This is a messenger RNA of Dromaius novaehollandiae (emu), 6228 nucleotides long. It is a transcript of the gene LARP4B, whose product is annotated as La ribonucleoprotein 4B. The transcript is spliced from 17 exons. Gene Ontology annotation, biological process: positive regulation of translation. Gene Ontology annotation, molecular function: mRNA 3'-UTR binding. The record is from RefSeq and is a predicted model, not a curated record. NCBI's taxonomy places the organism in Eukaryota, Metazoa, Chordata, Aves, Casuariiformes, Dromaiidae. Gene Ontology annotation, cellular component: cytoplasmic stress granule; cytosol. The coding region runs from base 419 to 2596 and encodes 725 amino acids.
GGCGGAGGAGGGACUUCCGCCGGGAGCCGGAAGCGGGUCUCUCAUGCGAGCGGGUGGUUGAGUCUCUCGGCUCGGAGACGUUUCGGGCCCGGAGCCGCCGCCGCCGCCUCCUCCUCCUCCGCGUCCCCCCCCCUCCCCGCUGCUGCUGCCGCCGCCUGCGCCUCCUCCCGCCCCCCCGCUCUCGCUCUCCUCCUCCUGGCAUCCGGCGGCCAGGCCCCGGCGGCGGCGGCGGCGGAGCGAGAGGCCCCGGCGCGGCGGAGAGCCCAGCAGCAGCGAGAGGCCGCGGCGCCCGCGGAGCCCCCCCAUCGCCCGCCUUCCCCCCACCGAGGCCCGGCCUGAGGGCGGCGGCGGCUGUUGGUGACAGCUUACAAAGGUGACCAGUAAAGUUCUCUCUGAGCAGCCAAAAAGCAGACAGCUCAUGACUUCUGAUCAGGACACUAAAGUUGUGGCUGAACCGCAGGUGCAGCAAGUACAAGAAGUUAAAGACGGUUCUCAUCUAGAGUCAACCAAGGUUUCUGAAUUAAAUCCUAAUGCAAAGGUGUGGGGAAAUCAUAUGUUACACUUGGAAGCAGGUGGUGCCACUGAUGGCAGUGUGAGCAAAACGUGGGAAGAAAUACCUGACCAACCUCCAGAUUCCUGUAAAGAAGGACUGGAUGCCAAUGGUGAUGGUGACAAAAAGCAUCAGAAUGCAGUGCUGACAGAACUGCAAGAGCCAUCGCCAGCUGUUUCGGUGUCAGACCAGACAGAUAUGAACCCUUUGGCUCUCGAUCAUUCUGAGUAUGAGUCUAUGCAUGAAACCACCCAGACAGGUGGAACCGAACAGUUGCAGCCAGAAGGUCAGGAAGAUCUACGGGAGUUGCUUAAAAAAACACUGGAAUUCUGCUUAUCUAGAGAAAAUCUUGCCAGUGACAUGUACCUUAUAUCACAGAUGGACAGUGAUCAGUAUGUGCCAAUAAUGACAGUAGCAAACCUUGAUCAUGUCAAGAAACUCAGUACUGAUAUGGACUUGAUUGUUGAAGUGCUGAGAUCAUUGCCUUUAGUCCAAGUGGAUGAGAAGGGAGAAAAAGUUAGGCCAAAUCAGAAUCGCUGUAUUGUGAUUUUACGUGAAGUACCUGAAUCUACCCCCAUUGAAGAGGUAGAAGCACUCUUCAAAGGAGAUAAUUUGCCUAAGUUUAUCAACUGUGAGUUUGCCUAUAAUGACAAUUGGUUCAUCACAUUUGAGUCGGAAGCUGAUGCACAGCAGGCUUACAGAUACCUUAGAGAAGAAGUGAAAACUUUCCAAGGAAAACCAAUUAAGGCAAGGAUAAAAGCAAAGGCAAUAGCUAUAAACACAUUUUUGCCAAAGAAUGGAUAUAGACCUCUGGAUAUGAACCUCUACACGCAACAGCGUUAUACAACAUCUUUUUACUUACCUCCAGUAUACAGUCCCCAACAGCAGUUUCCAUUGUACAGCUUAAUUGCGCCACAGACCUGGUCAGCUGCGCAUAGCUACCUUGACCCUUCAUUGGUAACACCAUUUCCAAAUACUGGAUUUAUCAAUGGGUUCACAUCUCCAACCUUCAAGCCUGCUGCUUCUCCACUGACUACACUCAGACAAUAUCCUCCCAGGAACAGGAAUCCUAGCAAGUCCCAUAUACGACACACAAUACCCAGUGCAGAAAGGGGACCUGGGCUUCUAGACAGUCCUACAAUAUUCAACUUUUCUGCUGAUCGUUUAAUCAAUGGCGUCAGGAGUCCACAGACACGGCAGCCGGGACAAAACAGGACGCGGAUGCAGAAUGCUACUACGAGUUAUACCAAGAGGGAAGUAGGAACUGGACGGAUGGAGCAGACCAGUGUUGACUCCUCUCCAGGAUUAGGUAGAGGAAGGAAAAACUCCUACGGCUACCGAAAGAAAAGGGAGGACAAGUUUACCAGAGGCCAAACACAGUCUCCACCACCCCCAAAACCUCCAUCUCCUAGCUUUGAAUUGGGUUUAUCUAGCUUUCCUCCAUUACCUGGGGCUGCUGGCAAUUUAAAGACCGAAGACCUUUUUGAAAACAGACUGUCCAGUGUGGUAAUAGGAACGUCAAAAGAAAGAAACCUAAAUGUGGAUGCAAGUACAAACACUAUUCCAUCAGGAAUUCCUCGAGAACCAUUGUUGCCAGUGUCUUCUACAUUGCCCAGGACGUUUGAAAGGUCUCCUUCGCCAUCCCAGUCUUCUGAGGAUUCCAAGGUUGUGGAUAAGCAGCAGAGAGAGACACAGAGUACAGAAAGGCUUUCUUCCACACUCAGUACUGCAUGUAAAUCGGUACAAGUCAAUGGGGCUGCCAUAGAACUGCGAAAACCUAGUUAUGCAGAAAUUUGCCAGAGAACAACUAAGGAUCCUCCUACAUUGCAACCCCAGAAAGAACAGAAGCCAAACACUGUAGCAUGUGGGAAAGAAGAAAGAAAGCCCACAGAAACAAUAGAGAAAAACAGAGAACCUCCUCCUGCAAAGUCACACCCCGGACAACCCAAAGACCAGAGGAGACAGUCAGGGCGCAGAUCGUCCCCUCCAGCUGUUGGCAAACGCUUAACUAAAGAACAGAAUACCCCUCCAAAAUCUCCUCAGUGAAGUUAACACCUGGGAGGGGUUUGAAAAGAGGUCUGCUUCCCACAAAUUAAACCCAUGUUCCCACUAAGAUACCUGAGAAUGAGUUGCUGGUUAGGAGCUUGCAGUGAUAUUAGGCAUGUAACAAUGCCUGCAAGUUAUUUUUCUUCUGUGAAAUACUUUUCCCCUCUUGAACAAACAUUCUAUUUUUUCUGGAUAUUUCUGGAUAGUUGUUCUAAACCUUACAUUUAGGUUGGUGCUUAAUUGGAGGUGAAGCUUAGUGUGAUUAUUUUUUUUCAAGAUGUAAAAUAUUUGUCUUUAAAAACAAAAAUCAACUUUUUAUUAAGCCUCUCUGUGGCUGUGUGAGUGCAAGCUCUGUAUAGUGAGUUUUUUCUAAACUGUUAAGCAGAAAUGUGCUGCUGCAAUAUUUUUAAUAAACUGGUCUGCAAGUACAUAUCUAAAGUGUCCAAAAGACUGAUAACGGCAGCUAGUGUGUAGAGUGCAAGGAAGUAGAUAUAUUUUACGAAUUAGUAUGUGACCUUGAAGAUUUUUUUUAUUGGGCUGCUGUACCAAGUGUCAGCAAACAAACUUGCACUUUUAGGUUAAACUAGUAGUUGUUUCUAGCGUUUUUAAAAAUUUAAUCUUUUUUUGAUGUUUUUGCACACACGAAAUGAAUCCUACAGAGCACCAUAGUGGUCUUUCUAAAAUAUUUCUGUUUUUGACUUACUGCAAGCAAGUAACCAUCUUCUCACUCCAGAAUAAAACUGAUGUUAAAAUUUGCAAAAACAAAGCACAUUGUGAAUAGAAAGAAUUAAGUCUGUGAGCUUCUAUGGUGGUGAAGCCCAUUAGUGGAUGUUAUCAGGAGAAAGCACUGUAGCCUUCUUGUGAUAACCUUAGCUUCCCUGUGCUUGUAAGGGAGUUAACUAAGUCAGCGCUGUAUGUUCUGGUUACCCCUGUGCUCUGUGUAGACUUUUUUUAAACUCUGCCCCAAGUGCUCUUUGAAAGAGUUCAUAUCUUAGUCAGCCUUGUGUUGACGUCUUCCUGUAACUACAAGCAUUGGCAUACGGAUUUAAAUUUUUCAAGACGUGAGAUAAUGGUGUUUGUUUUGUGUGGUGGAGGAAGAGAUCCCUGAUGUUUACCUCUGGGAUGAGGUUUCUCACACUUAUUUACUUUAGAAGUGAUGCGCUUUCUGAAGGACAAGGAUGCACUAAAUUAGCAAGUUUCUAAUAAAGUUGAAUAUAAAUUAUUUUUGUUUUAAAAUGCCUAAAGUUUUUCUUUAAGUGUUUAAGCUGCAGGAAGUUCAGACAAAACUCAUUCCUGCUGACUAUGACAGUACAGUUUAUUCCACAAAAAUGUUUAUUUAAACAACUGAUUUUUUUAAAGAAUUAUUUCCAUCCAAUAUUUAAAGACUUGAAUUUUAUUUAAACUUGAAAAUGACUUUGCCUUAACUUUUGUACAAGACAGCUUAGAGUUAAUGAGGUCUGACCCCGUUGAGGGUUAGCACGAGUGGAAUACAGAAUUACUCAGUUACAGUAUGUAUCUAUUGUCACUGGUCUUACUGGGUAAACAUACUGUAGUACAGGAACUAGCAGCAGUUUUUGUAAUAUACCUUAAAGAUCUUAAACAGUUGAUCUUUUUCAGAUUGUUGAAAAAUCUGUAAAUGCAAAUAGUCAAUACUGUAUUAAAUAUGUGCACUUGGAAGUGUGUGCUUUGCUUGUACAGUUGUAAAUAAUCAGAACAUAUAAAAAGGUACCCUAAAGAAAAAAUCUGAUAAAAAUUAUUGAUAUUAUAAAUGUUGCUGUUGAGCUGGAUGUAGAUAAACUAAAUGUUGUGGUUUGAAUAUUACUUUAAUUUGUUGUUUUUUCUUUUUCUUAUUUUAUUCUGGUGUGCUGAACUGACUCUGCCUCUUCACUGCAAAAGGGAAAUGGAACGAAAGUCUUAUUUGAAAGCCCUCAAAUGUUUUCCUAAGUCCCUCUAGAAACAAGCAGUUUAACCAAUUCAGAAGUGUUUUGCAAUGUAAAUAAUGAAUUCUAGCAGUCCAACUGUAAUUUUAAGUCAAUAAUAAAAUCAAAUUUAAUUGGAAAAAUAUUUUAGACUGCUAAGAAAAUACACACUGAAGCUUAUUUGUCUGCUUCUUUCAAGAAUAUCAGUUUUUUCCGAAGUGUAUGAUUCAUAGAGCUGUAAAAUAAUUAUAGAAGUUAACUCCUGAUAAAUUUCCUCUUAGAAAUAUCAAUUGGUAAUUAGUUGACCUUUUAAAUCCAGCUUGUUGUAUGCUGCAGAAUUGGUUAAAAUAGGGCAUACUGGAAUCUGUUGGGGUUUGGGUUUUUUUUUUUUUUUUUUCCUCGUUUAAAAAGAGCACUUUGUGAAUGCUGUGGGAGGAGAUAGGACUUUGACAACAUCACCAAAACUGCUAAAACUAGUUCUGUCAUUGGAUUUUAAUAUGCUUCUCCUUUCCCCAGUGGCAGUGAAAAUGGUAGCUAGAUCUGUGUAUGGUUUAGGCCAGCUGUAUGAUUCCUUUUGUUUGUCUGCUGAAAGUGAAAGGCUUGCCAGCUGCAAACAAUCCCAAAUGGUUACUUACAGCAACUGUGUACAGCUAGUCGUAAUACUCAACUGGUACAUAAGGUAAUAUAUAUCGAGACCAGCAGGAUGUGUUGUGCUGUUCUAAUGUAUUCUGCUGCCAUUUGUGCUAGGUCAAUACACUGUAAUUACUGCUUACCCAGCAACAGUCUGUUGCAUCGAAAGUUUAAACCUUCCUCUGAUGUGGUUUUUAUAGCUUUUUAAAAAAAAGAAAAGAAAAAAAGUGACACGCCAAAUAGCUGUGUAAUAUACAACGUAUCCUUACUGCAUUUUACUUUGAGAAUUUUUUCACUCAAUGACAAAAUGGAGCUUUCAGAGUAGAGUUGUGAAGUUGCAUGCAGACUGUUGCUAUGAUACAUAUAGCUAUUAAAAUGUGGCGUUUGAAAUGGAAAAUCCCCCCAAAGCAGUAGCUGAGUUACAAGUUCAGGGUUACAGUAAUUAAAUUUGGCGUUUUACCUGGUAGGAUUGUGUGGUGAUGGUUUUCAUUUGAAAAUAUCAAACAAGUUAAUAUGGGAUCUGAGACCAUUCUUGCAGGAAUUUGUUUAAGAAGAAAAGCAAAAGUUGUUUUUAAAGCGUACUGUGUAAUCUUGUUUCAGAUCUGUCCCCCACCAUGACUUUAUGAUUUGCCACUUGGAAAUCAGUGAACGGUGGCACAUUCUUAUGUUGCUGCAUUAUCCUUUAAAGACUUGAGCAGUUGGUGCGGAAAGGCCCUUGUCCGAGUGUGGUGUGGUGUAUCACGAGCAACAGCUGACUGUAAUGGUGCAUACCUAUCUCUGUAUCUCCUUCGGCUAGCUACAGUUAGGGGUUUUUACGUGCUUUGUAACCUAUUACACUAAUAGCAGCAGACAAUCGAAGAUUUCUAAGGAGACCUAACAGCUGCCAAUUCAUGAAAUAGAAGUGUAAUAUGGAAGCCUUCUUGAGGGUUUUUGUUUUUGUUCUUCUUCCAUUAAGACUGGAAUCAAGCUUACAUGUAAACUAUCAGUAAUUUAAGUUUCCUUUUGUGUCAUAAAAUGUAAAACUGUCUAAUUUGAAAAAAAAAUAUGUAGGUUAUGAAAAAUAAAGAUUUAGGCACUGUUGAA